Bactrocera latifrons is the source of this 3507-nucleotide messenger RNA. RefSeq names its product exostosin-1 (gene ttv). Gene Ontology annotation, molecular function: glycosyltransferase activity. Gene Ontology annotation, cellular component: membrane. The coding region runs from base 633 to 3023 and encodes 796 amino acids. The record is from RefSeq and is a predicted model, not a curated record. NCBI's taxonomy places the organism in Eukaryota, Metazoa, Arthropoda, Insecta, Diptera, Tephritidae. The transcript has 10 exons.
UACAGUCGUCGUUUACGUCAAAAUUUCCAACAGUGGGCAGGUCGAUCCAUAGAUUUUAGGCUCUAAAUCUGUGCGUCAGAAAUUACAUUAAUAAAGAAUUUUGGCGUUUAAUGAAGUAAAAUCAGUCAAAGAAAUUAAAUUUAUAUCAUAAAAGUAUGAUAACAACAAUAAGUUUAUGAAUUCACUGAAUCUACCGCGCCUCGGGUUGUCGGCGGCAACGAUGUGUAUAUACUGCCAUGAAAAUACGAUAUAUGAGUAAAAUAGAAAGAUUCUGCAUUUAUACGCCUACUAGAGGACAUUAGAGUAAUUAUUUAAUUAAUAUCGAAAAAAUAUCUGACCAUUCAAUAAAAUGAGUGCAAUAAAAAUAUAUUUUUGUUUUGUGAAUAGAGCUAUCAUAUAUCAAAAAAUCUGAGCAUAAAAAUACAAAGAUGUGUGGUUUAGAAAAUUUUAUACAUCUGCAUGAAACACUACAUUCAUCGCCGCUAUGUAAAUUGUUUUGUUAUCUAUGUAUGUAAAAUGCAAAAUAUAUCAAAGAGGGCAUAAAUGUACCUUUGCUGCAUUUGUACAAUGUAAAUUAAGGCGUUUAAAAAAAACUGUGUGAAGUUGGAUUCAAAAAAGCUAAUAGAAAUAAAAUGCAAGCUAAAAAACGGUAUAUUUUGGUUUUUGUGUCUUGUGCAUUUCUCGCAUACUGUUAUUUUGGUGGUUAUCGACUCAAAAAAAGUGACAAGUCUCACCGCAAUCUUCAAGUGGUAGAUGCAGUAACGCGCGCUCGCCUCCUUGAAAAAUUACCCAGUUAUCAACCGAAGGAAAACGUUCAUAUGACAUUUCGAAUCGAUAAAACAGACAAUGCAAGUGAGCUAGGUGAAGAUAAGCACAAAUCCUCAAAUGGCAUAAAUAAGGCGAUUUCCUGCCGAAUGGAAAGUUGUUUCGAUUUUACAAAAUGCUAUGGAGAAUUUUUAGUGUAUGUGUAUCCACCAGAGCCUUUGAACUCUUUGGGUGCUGCUCCUCCCGUAUCAGCUAAUUACCAAAAGAUAUUAUCCGCAAUACGCGAAUCAAGAUACUAUACGUCCCAACCGGAGCGGGCGUGUUUAUUUGUUUUGGCUAUUGAUACCUUGGAUCGAGACUCUUUGUCGAAUGACUACGUUCGUAAUGUUCCAUCAAGGCUAGCACGCUUGCAGCACUGGAAUAAUGGCAGAAACCAUUUGAUAUUCAAUUUGUAUUCAGGAACGUGGCCCGAUUAUGCGGAGGACUCUCUGGGAUUCGAUCCAGGUGAAGCUAUACUAGCAAAAGCUAGCAUGAGUGUAUUUCACAUACGGCCAAAUUUCGAUAUCAGCAUUCCGCUAUUCCAUAAACAGUUUCCUUUACGUGCGGGCUCAUCUGGAUUAGUACAAACUAAUAACUUUCCAGCAAACAAAAAAUAUUUACUAGCAUUUAAAGGAAAAAGAUAUGUGCAUGGAAUUGGCUCUGAGACAAGAAACUCCUUGUUUCAUUUACACAAUGGCCGGGACAUCAUUUUGGUCACAACUUGUCGGCAUGGCAAGAGUUGGAGGGAACUUCAGGACGGUCGAUGUGAUGAGGACAAUCGUGAAUAUGACAAAUAUGACUAUGAGACAUUAUUACAAAACUCUACAUUUUGUUUGGUACCACGUGGAAGACGUUUGGGAUCGUUUCGGUUUCUAGAAGCACUCCAAGCGGGUUGUAUUCCAGUUUUGUUAUCGAAUGGUUGGGUACUACCAUUUGAGUCUAAAAUUGAUUGGAAUGGUGCUGUGAUUUGGGCAGAUGAAAGAUUGUUAUUACAGGUGCCAGAAGUCGUACGCUCUAUUUCGUUGGAACGAAUUUUGUCUUUGCGUCAGCAAACCCAAGUUCUUUGGGAACGAUAUUUUGGAUCUAUAGAAAAAAUUGUGUUCACUACGUUUGAGAUUAUCCGCGAGCGCUUACCAGAUUAUCCUGUUCGCAAUACAUUUAUUUGGAAUACAUCGCCAGGUGCUCUCCUAACACUUCCAACGUUUGCUGACAGUUCCAGGUAUAUGCCAUUUUUAUUGGAUUCCAUGGGCGUAGAACCCCGUCACAAUUACACGGCUGUCAUUUAUGUACAAAUUGGUUCGAUUCUGGGCCCGAACACUGCGCUAUACAAGUUAAUCAAAACUAUUUCAAAAAGUCAAUUCGUAGAUAGAAUUUUGGUUCUCUGGGCGGCUGAUCGUCCUAUUCCAUCUAAAAAGAGAUGGCCUACGACUUACCAUAUACCAUUCCAUAUAAUAACUUUAAGUGGCUUAAGUAUUGGUAAAUCCUCUCGUAGUAUGAAAAAAGAUGUGAGCGAAAAGUUCUAUAAUAGUACUCUACUUUCCGGGGGAGUACCUAUUAAUCAUCAAGAUUCAAAAAAUACCAGAGAGGAAACUUUAGAUUUAUUUGAUGAACGCCCAAGCAUAUCACAACGUUUUUAUCCAUAUCCCGAAAUCCAAACAGAUGCAGUGCUCUCAUUAGACGAGGACUCUAUACUCAAUACAGAUGAAUUGGAUUUUGCAUAUACAGUUUGGCGAGAUUUUCCRGAUCGUAUUGUUGGUUAUCCAGCUCGAGCUCACUUCUGGGAUGAUUCAAAGAAUGCGUGGGGAUACACAUCAAAGUGGACUAAUUACUAUUCCAUAGUUUUGACUGGUGCAGCUUUCUAUCAUCGAUACUAUAAUUACUUGUACACCAAUUGGCUAUCAUUAUUGCUUCUUAAGACUGUACAACAAUCAUCGAAUUGUGAAGAUAUCCUAAUGAAUUUGCUUGUAUCGCAUGUAACGAGAAAACCACCGAUAAAAGUGACUCAGCGCAAAGGCUAUAAGGAUCGUGAAACAGGACAUUCUCCGUGGAAUGAUCCAGAUCAUUUCAUUCAGCGGCAAAGUUGCCUCAAUACAUUCGCUGCAGUUUUUGGAUAUAUGCCGUUGAUACGUUCAAAUUUACGUCUUGAUCCGGUAUUGUAUCGGGAUCCGGUGUCCAAUCUACGUAAGAAGUACCGCCAAAUUGAGUUGGUUGGUAGCUAGCACUACAUAAGCACAAGCUAUAAAGUUAAGCUUAACUAAUCUGUGUUUAUCAACCACAAAAGUAAACUUAACUGUAUUCAAAAUACAAAUGGAUUGCUAUAAAAGUAGUUUAAAGUCACAGAUUUAUAGAUCAAAUGUAUUUAUUGCAAUAAUAGACGUGCAGUUAAAGUUGUAUAGCUUGCGAGAUUUGAAAAAAAAAAAAAUACAUACCUUUACGUGAAUGUUUACGUGCGAGUAUGGAUAUGGUGUACCGAAAAAGUGUCACAACUAUUUAUAUAAAUUAGUAAGAAGUUAUUUGUAUGUAAAAUGCCAUUUACGAUAAGUCACAGCCACAAUAAUUUAGAUUCUGUAAUUAUAAUUAUAAGAUGUUAUAAGUUAACAUAUAAUGAUGUUGAUGAUGACAUGACAUGAUGGUGAUUACUUUAGGUCGCUAUUUUUACAAUAUAUAAAAACUGUAAUAAUUUAUAAUAUUUAGUUAAAUUUU